Molecule: messenger RNA, 3561 nt
Organism: Paramecium primaurelia
Lineage: Eukaryota; Ciliophora; Oligohymenophorea; Peniculida; Parameciidae
Source: the annotation of a GenBank genome assembly
AUGAAAGAUUUAACAAUAUCAAGUAGUGAAAGUAAAUUUUCAGCUUAACAAAAUAUGAUGCAAAAACAUUUCUUAAUUAUGGUAUUCUUAAAAUACAAUUAGAAAGUUUAAGAUAGAGAAAAGUGCUUUUUUGUGGACAUAAACACAUAAAUAAUCUAAAUUAAUGAAACUGAAUAAAAGCAACAGUCUUCAGAUUUCAAGUAACUUGAUUUAAGUGAUUCAAUUCUAUUUAUAUUAAUUAGAAAUUCUAAUUUUAUUUAAUCAAUUAUCGAUGCAAUAUUAAUUAUGGUGAGAUUUUCAUUUUAAAUUAUUAAAAAUCAAGAAACUCCAAAUAUCGUUUGCUCCUUUGAUAAUAUUAGAUAUAUUUUCAAUCUCCCUGAUGGAUUUUAAAGAUUCACAAAGGAUAAUUAUGUCAAAAUCAACCCUGGACCUAGAAUAUUUUUUACAAGAUUAAGCACCCAAACAACAACUGGUUGUUUUGGAUAUUUAUCAACAUUAUUGUAGUAAAAUAGUGGAAUAAGUACAAAAAUUUAUGGGCCUAAAGGGCUUUGUAAAUUAAUAAAUAUGAAAAGAUUUAAUGAAAUAGGAGGAUUUAAAACUUUACCUUAUUCUGUUUAAGAGUUUAAUGGAAAAUGCUUAUUAGGAACAAAAGAUACGAAGUUAAUUGAAGAAUUGAUGUAACAGAAUGAUUGCAAGUUACAAGAGUAUCUUGAGAAAAUUAAAGAACAUAUUAUUGAUCCAAAAGAAUCUAAUAAUGCUUCCAUCUACAUGAAAAAUUCAACAUUAUUUAAGGAUGAAAAUUUAGAAAUAUAAGCUAUUGAGAUAAAUGAUACAAUUCAAUACAUUAUUUCAUCAUUCCCAUAACCAGGAAACUACAAUAAAGAAAAAUUAUCAUAAUUUAAUGUUCCAUCAAACAAAAUGUAAGAAAUGUAAAAGAAUGGUAAAGUUAUCUUAGAAGACGGUUAAAUAAUUACAAUCGAUUAGGUUAAAGAACCUAGCAUAAUUCCAUAGAAAGCAAUUAUUUUGGAUAUUGCGAAUCAUGAAUAAAUGUAGAAAUUGAUAUGUAAUGUAGAAUUCAAAAAAACUCUAGAAUAGUUUAAUUCAUAAUAGAUCAAUUUAGUUGCUAUUUUUCAUUUAUCUCAUUAAAUUUAGGAAGAAUACUAUAAAGACUUUAUUAGACAAUACUCAAACUUCAAUCAUAUUUUCUGUAACUAUUAUAAGGAAAGCAAUGAUGAUAUUUGUUAAGCACAUAUGAAAAUCUAACCUUUAUCAGAACUUUUAUCAAAUUUUUUACAUUAAUCUUUUCCUUUUAAUUUUCCCCAUAUUGAAUAGUAAAUAUUAAAACCAAUACCAAAAGAUUUUCAAAAUUUAAAUUCGAUGUUUGGUUACGUUCCUCUUUUUGAAUAUGUUAUUCUCCCAAUAAAAUAAUCAGGCUANAUUAGAUAUAUUUUCAAUCUCCCUGAUGGAUUUUAAAGAUUCACAAAGGAUAAUUAUGUCAAAAUCAACCCUGGACCUAGAAUAUUUUUUACAAGAUUAAGCACCCAAACAACAACUGGUUGUUUUGGAUAUUUAUCAACAUUAUUGUAGUAAAAUAGUGGAAUAAGUACAAAAAUUUAUGGGCCUAAAGGGCUUUGUAAAUUAAUAAAUAUGAAAAGAUUUAAUGAAAUAGGAGGAUUUAAAACUUUACCUUAUUCUGUUUAAGAGUUUAAUGGAAAAUGCUUAUUAGGAACAAAAGAUACGAAGUUAAUUGAAGAAUUGAUGUAACAGAAUGAUUGCAAGUUACAAGAGUAUCUUGAGAAAAUUAAAGAACAUAUUAUUGAUCCAAAAGAAUCUAAUAAUGCUUCCAUCUACAUGAAAAAUUCAACAUUAUUUAAGGAUGAAAAUUUAGAAAUAUAAGCUAUUGAGAUAAAUGAUACAAUUCAAUACAUUAUUUCAUCAUUCCCAUAACCAGGAAACUACAAUAAAGAAAAAUUAUCAUAAUUUAAUGUUCCAUCAAACAAAAUGUAAGAAAUGUAAAAGAAUGGUAAAGUUAUCUUAGAAGACGGUUAAAUAAUUACAAUCGAUUAGGUUAAAGAACCUAGCAUAAUUCCAUAGAAAGCAAUUAUUUUGGAUAUUGCGAAUCAUGAAUAAAUGUAGAAAUUGAUAUGUAAUGUAGAAUUCAAAAAAACUCUAGAAUAGUUUAAUUCAUAAUAGAUCAAUUUAGUUGCUAUUUUUCAUUUAUCUCAUUAAAUUUAGGAAGAAUACUAUAAAGACUUUAUUAGACAAUACUCAAACUUCAAUCAUAUUUUCUGUAACUAUUAUAAGGAAAGCAAUGAUGAUAUUUGUUAAGCACAUAUGAAAAUCUAACCUUUAUCAGAACUUUUAUCAAAUUUUUUACAUUAAUCUUUUCCUUUUAAUUUUCCCCAUAUUGAAUAGUAAAUAUUAAAACCAAUACCAAAAGAUUUUCAAAAUUUAAAUUCGAUGUUUGGUUACGUUCCUCUUUUUGAAUAUGUUAUUCUCCCAAUAAAAUAAUCAGGCUAUAGACCAGUUUAAAAUUUUUCACCAAAAGUCCUCUCUCAAAUGUUUACAAAUAAUUAAUUCAAAAACUUUUAAUAAUAAUUUUUAUAAAAAGUCAAAGAUCACCUAAGAUUAAUAUUUUUAGGUACAUGUUCGAUGAAGCCAGGAUAGUUAAGAAAUGUCUCUGGAAUAAUUUUGGUGAAUGAGAAAUUAAAAUCGAAUAUUAUUUUAGAUUGUGGAGAAGGAACAUUUAAAUAGAUCAGCGAUGAAAAUAUAGUGCUUAAUGAUAAACCACUGAUUAUUUGGAUAAGUCAUGCUCAUAGUGAUCAUCAUUUAGGUUUAUUACAAAUUAUAUAUAAUUUGAGUAAUAGCCAUUAGGAUAUAUAUUUAAUUGUGCCUGCAAUAGUAGUACCUUGGUUGAUAUUUUUCAAGGAAAUUUUAGGAGAAUAAUCUAAAUGGAAAAUUAUUGUAUCAUAAUAAUUUGAUGAAGAUUUUAAAGAUGAUGUGAAUUAACUAAUUAAAGAUUGUUUCCACUAAUGUAGAAUUAGAUAAGGUGAAUAAGUAUAAAUAGUUGAAAAUUAAAAUUUCAUCAAAAACUAUGAAGAUCUUGUCAAUUGCUUAAAAGAUUAAUUUGAAUUAGAUUCGAUUAGAGUUACACCUGUAGAGCAUUGUCCAUAAUCUUAUGGAGUAAGAUUAAAUCUAUGUGAUGGGAGAUCUUUGUCUUAUUCUGGAGAUACAAGGCCAUGUGAAAGAUUUGUAAAAUUAUCAUAAAAUGUUGACAUUCUAAUUCAUGAAUCUACAUUUACGGAUGAUUUGUAAGAGAAUGCACUUUAAAAUAUGCACUCUACGAUUUCUGAAGCUGUUAAAGUUGGUAUGCUAGCUGAUGCAAAAGUUAUUGCCUUAACUCAUUAUUCUCAGAGAUAUUCAAGAUAGAUGGAAAUUAAUUAAGAAAUUUUAGGCAAUGAAAAAAUUGUAUUUUCAUGCGAUCAUUUUGGAGGGUAUUUAAAUGAUUAUUCAACAUUAAGCCAAAUAAGUAAAGAGAUUAUUUAGUUAUUUAAUGAAUGA